Aspergillus puulaauensis is the source of this 1074-nucleotide messenger RNA. RefSeq lists its product as uncharacterized. Gene Ontology annotation, cellular component: nucleus. The transcript has a single exon. Gene Ontology annotation, biological process: dGTP catabolic process. Gene Ontology annotation, molecular function: dGTPase activity. NCBI's taxonomy places the organism in Eukaryota, Fungi, Ascomycota, Eurotiomycetes, Eurotiales, Aspergillaceae. The record is from RefSeq and is a predicted model, not a curated record. Bases 1 to 1074 code for a protein of 357 amino acids.
AUGCUCAAAGCCGGCUAUUUCCAGACCUUCGAAUACCCAUCCUCAUCCUCAGUCCUCAUUCACGACGAGAUCUACGGCGACCAUUUAAUCACAGAGCCCGUCCUAGUUGCGCUGCUGCAUUCCCCCGCCCUCCUCCGCCUACAGGGCGUCUGCCAACACGGCAUCACCGGCCUUCUCGGCCACACCCACCGCGUAACACGCCUAGAACACUCCGUCGGCGCAUUCCUAGUCGUACGCACCGUCGGCUCCAGCGUAGACGAGCAAGCCGCCGCGCUCCUCCACGACAUCAGCCACACAGCGCUCAGCCAUGUCGUUGACUGGGCGCUCUCGAAACCAGGCGAGGAGAGCUACCACGAAGUCCACAAGGAGCGAGCCAUAAACAUGAAUGCAAAUAUGGCUGGGAUUCCGCGUAUUCUGAAACGCCAUGGGCUCGACAGCGCACGCAUCCUCGACGAGAGCAUCUUCCCCCUCGUCGAGAAAUCGGCCCCGCAUCUCUGUGCCGACCGGUUGGACUAUGCCCUGCGUGACUCGGUGGGGUUUGGGAAACUUGAGCUGCACGAUGCGAGGCGUGUAUUCUCUUCGGUUAGGGCGUUUCCGGAUGUCUCUCACCCGACGCGUCUGCUGGUUCUCGAUGAUGUGGAUCUUUCUCUCCGUCUUGCCCGCGCGUACCUGGAGGCAGAUAGGGAUGUCUGGUCGAAUAGGGCGCAUAUAGACAUGUAUCGGCGGACUGGCCAGGUGAUCGGAGAUAUCAUCAAGCAGGGGGGGAUCAAAGAGGAGGAGCUGUGGAAAUGCUCGGACCAGGAAUUCUGGGAGCUAUUGCGCAGUGUUGCUGGCGAGGAGGGCGCGAAGGUCAUGGAGUGUCUAGAGCAGGAGGGUCUUCCGGAUGAGGAUGGAUUAACGCUGCCCCAGCGUGCCAAAGUCCGCACUAUUGACCCGGACGUUUAUGUCGGGGAUCAUGCAGUGGAGCCGGUUCCUCUGUCUGGACUGCUGCCAUUGUGGGCUGCUGAGCGGCAGAUGUAUAUCCUCCAACGCGAGACGACGAGAGCUGAUGCAGUGGAUGACAAUCCAAAUUGA